Messenger RNA from Labeo rohita (rohu), 1961 nucleotides. It is a transcript of the gene sesn1, whose product is annotated as sestrin 1. The record is from RefSeq and is a predicted model, not a curated record. Gene Ontology annotation, cellular component: nucleus. Gene Ontology annotation, biological process: regulation of response to reactive oxygen species; negative regulation of TORC1 signaling; cellular response to leucine starvation. Gene Ontology annotation, molecular function: oxidoreductase activity, acting on peroxide as acceptor; L-leucine binding. Lineage: Eukaryota; Metazoa; Chordata; Actinopteri; Cypriniformes; Cyprinidae. The transcript is spliced from 11 exons. The coding region runs from base 132 to 1772 and encodes 546 amino acids.
GUGCAAAGAACUGAAAUCGACUGAAGAGCCAGAGCGCAGUAAGGUCUCAUUCAACGGCAGCGGGGACGACUAGAGAGAAUGUGAAUUUAUUAUUCAGGUGUAUAGCUGAAGAAUAGUAGACUGUUACAGUGAUGGAUGUGAGAGAUGCUGCGGGAAGGUGGGAUGCUCUGGCCAGUCGAGAUUCGAGCUCCAGACACGCAGCGAUGGAGCUCAUUCACCAGGAGGUGAUGAAGAGAAUAGAGACCCUGGGGCCGAUACCGGACCCGCAGUCCUCUUCUCCCCCAGCCAUGGAUGACGGUCUGUCCAGUGAUCUCAACACUUUCCUGGCUCACGUCCUGAUGCUCUCCAAACGGUGUCCUUAUGAAGACGUCAGGGAGAAAUGCAUAUGUUUGCUCCAGAAGGUUCAGGACGUUGGAGUGCGAAUCCCUAGACCGAUGGGAAAUGGACCAAGUAGAUUCAUACCAGAAAAAGAGAUACUUCAAGUCAGUAAAUUGGAUGAAAGAAUACAGUCGAUUUUUGAAGACGCCUUUGCGGUGCUCGGUCGCCUUGACAACAUCUCCUUAGUGAUGGGGUUCCAUCCUCAAUAUCUGGAGAGCUUUCUUAAGACACAGCAUUACCUGCUUCAAAUGGACGGUCCGUUGUCUCUGCACUGCAGACAUUACAUAGGGAUAAUGGCUGCCGCCAGGCACCAGUGCACAUAUCUGGUCAACCUGCACGUGAAUGACUUCCUGCAAGUCGGAGGUGAUCCCAAGUGGUUGAAUGGUCUGGAAGAAGCCCCACGGAAGCUGCAGGCUCUUGGGGAGCUCAAUAAGAUCCUGGCCCAUCGCCCCUGGCUGCUCACCAAAGAACACAUCGAGCGUCUACUGAAGGCAGAGGAGCACAGCUGGUCCCUGGCGGAGCUGAUCCACGUUGUGGUGCUACUCACACUCUAUCACUCUCUGGCCUCCUUUACAUUUGGUUGCGGCAUCAACCCUGACAUCCAUACAGAUGGAGGACACACGUUCAGGCCGCCCUCGCUCAGCGGUUACUGCGUUUGUGACAUUGCCAAUGGCAAUGGUGUCCUGGAGGAGAUGUUUGGAAACCAGCAGGUGUCAGAGUUGUCUGGUGAGGUGGAAGUGCUGAUGGAGAAGAUGAAACAGCUCCAGGAAUGUCAUGACGAAGAGGAAGCCAGUCAGGAGGAAAUGGCCACCCGUUUUGAGAGGGAGAAAACGGAAAGCAUGUUGGUGGUCACCUCUGAGGAUGAAGAGUGUGUACCAUCCAGAGAUGUUUCAAGACAUUUCGAAGAUCCUAGUUAUGGCUACAAGGACUUUUACAGAAGAGGAGAACAUGUACCCACCCUCAGAGUGCAGGACUAUAGUUGGGAAGAUCAUGGAUUUUCUUUAGUAAACCGCUUAUAUCCGGAUUUCGGACAGCUUCUGGAUGAAAAGUUCCAGAUCGCAUACAAUCUGACGUACCACACAAUGGCGACACACCAGGGUGUGGACACUUCCAUGCUUCGUAGGGCCAUCUGGAACUACAUACACUGCAUGUUUGGGAUUCGGUACGACGAUUAUGACUACGGAGAAAUUAACCAACUGUUAGACCGCAGUUUUAAAGUCUACAUCAAAACUAUGGUCCGCACUCCAGAGAAGAUCACCAAGAGGAUGUACGACAGCUUCUGGAGGCAGUUCAAGCACUCUGAAAAAGUCCACGUUAAUUUGCUUCUUAUGGAAGCGCGUAUGCAGGCAGAACUGCUCUACGCUCUGAGAGCUAUCACUCGCUACAUGACAUGAAGUGCUGUUCUUGUCUUUUUAUUUGACUUUUUUUUACCUGUUGUUGACGUUGGACAAAAGAAAAACGUAAAAACGACAAAAAAUGGAAAAAACAAAACUGAGGAAGAAGAAGAAAGGGCGGCGGCGGAGGACGAUGACAAGCUUGUUUUGUUAAAAGAAGGAAAGGAAAGAAAAGAAAAAAAAAAACAA